AUGGAUGCAACGGAGUGGAUCGAAGCCUUCAUCCGAGGGCUGAUGUGUCUGCUCGGGAUCCUGGGGAACAACUGGCUUUGUCUCCGUUCUCUCCCCGGACCCAAGUCCAGUCUCCGCACCAAUGAGGUCCUCUUCAUCAACCUGGCCGUCUCCAACCUCAUCACCAACUACCUGGUGGACCUGCCCGAUACCAUGGCUGACUUUGUUGGCUACUGGUUCCUGGGGGAAGCCUACUGCUGUGUGGUCCAGUUCUGCUCUGACCUGUCAGAGACCAGCAGUGUCUUCUCCACCUUGUUUAUUUGUGUGUUCUGGCACCAGAAGCUGGUGGGCUCUCUGAAACGCGGAGGAGCUCCAAUCCAGCUGGAUAGCCUCCGUCUCGUAGCCUGUCUCCUGGCUGGCAGUUGGACAGUGGCUGUGGUAUUCAGUGUUCCACAAUUAUUCUUUGUCCGGUUGGAGAGUGGUAAUGAGAGCCACGAUGACUGUAUAGAACUCUUUCCCUCCCAAACUGCAAGGCAGACCUAUGAGCCGUUGUAUCUGACCUUCGCUAACGCCCUCCCCAUCACUGGUAUAGCGUUUGCUAGCAUCCAGAUUGUGAUCACUCUGCUAAGGCACCAGGCACAUAUCCAGGGCCUGACUUCGGAUCAUCACAAGGGGACAGCUAAUUCUUUACCUAACAAUGGACCCUCAGUUGUUCACAGCUCGAUCAGUUCCCCCCUCUACCAGGUCGAGAUUGGGGACAGCAUAGUCAGAGCUCCACCCGAUCUGAAGAGGUCCUCUCAGCCUCCAGCUAAGCCCAGCCCAGGGUCAGGUACUCAGGUGAGGGCAGCCAAGAGCGUGGUGGCUGUGGCCACUGUGUUUGUGGUAUGCUGGGUGACCCACCUGCUGCUGAUGAUGGCCAGCAACAUCCACACGUCCUCCUUGGUGUUGGAGCUGGCCAGCUACAUCGGAUCCUCUUACACCUGUAUCAUCCCCUACAUCUUCCUCUAUGGAGUAAAAAAACUGUCUUUCUCCUGCAGAGGGUAG
Messenger RNA from Oncorhynchus mykiss (rainbow trout), 1023 nucleotides. It is a transcript of the gene ora5, whose product is annotated as olfactory receptor class A related 5. Gene Ontology annotation, cellular component: plasma membrane. Lineage: Eukaryota; Metazoa; Chordata; Actinopteri; Salmoniformes; Salmonidae. Gene Ontology annotation, molecular function: G protein-coupled receptor activity; peptide binding. Gene Ontology annotation, biological process: G protein-coupled receptor signaling pathway; cellular response to hormone stimulus. The record is from RefSeq and is a predicted model, not a curated record.